Molecule: messenger RNA, 1827 nt
Organism: Marasmius oreades (fairy-ring Marasmius)
Lineage: Eukaryota; Fungi; Basidiomycota; Agaricomycetes; Agaricales; Marasmiaceae
Exons: 8
Coding region: 1-1827 (608 amino acids)
Biological process (GO): chromatin organization; regulation of transcription by RNA polymerase II
Cellular component (GO): SAGA complex
Molecular function (GO): transcription coregulator activity; TBP-class protein binding
Source: RefSeq, a predicted model, not a curated record
AUGGCGAAUAGCGAUUUUGAAGAUGAUUUAUUCGAUGUAAUGGAAGACGAGGGCGAAGGCGAAGAUGAGCCCGAGCGUGAAAUAGAAGAAGAGAACGUCGAUUUCGACGUCGUAGCCGAAGACCCGACCGAACCAGACGAUGAAGAACCCUCCGAUGACUCUGACGAUGGCUCCGAUGACGACGAUGAAGACGAGGAGGCUGCCACUGAAUUAUCCGGAGAUCCAUUGGCAGAAGUUUUAGCUGCUGAGAUGGCAAACGCAAUUCCGAACAGGUCAUCAUCAGAACCACAGUCUAGCCAUAGUACAAAAGCACCCUCUCCCGUACCAUUGGCUCGCAGGCGCUCGCCGUCCCCUGCGACUAUGCGCAGGAAUAGCCUUCGUCUUCGUGCAGUACCUCGAACAUUCACGAUUGAAGCGAUUUGUGCUCUCCCCCAUCCCGUUUCCACACAUGCUCUGGCCGCGUCUCAUUGCAUGACCCACCUCCUAACGGGAUCCGACGAUGGUUAUAUCCGUGACUACGACAUCUUUACUGCCCUCAACUCAAAGAACUUUCUAACGGCUCCACAAAGACACCACUCUGGCGUUGUGGAGGGAAUAAUGAAAGCAGGGCAGAUCAGAUUUUGGUGGGAGAAUCUCUACCCACCCUCUCCCGGUAUCGAAGUAGAGCGUACUCUCGCUCCAGUCUACAGCCUGGCUAUGCAGUCUGAUGCACUCUGGACAUUGGCAGGUACAGACACGGGUCCAAUCAAUCUGUUUACUGUUCGGCAUGAACCUGGUCGAAUAUGCCACACUCUGAUAGGACAUCGUGGCCCUGUGUCUUCGAUGUCUAUGGACCAUGAUGAGAAGGGUUUCUUUAGUGCUGGUUGGGAUGGUGAGGCCUUACAAUGGGAUCUAAAUACCGGACAGAAUGUCAGGAAAUUUACAGCACACGGAUCACAACUCACAUGUGUUGCUGUCCGACCUACAGAUUCUGUAUAUACUGAGACAGGUUCUCCGAUAUCAGUUCACCCCGAACCGAACGACUUGGUCGGUGGCAGUAUAAACUCAAAGCUGCAUCCAUUUACAAAUCCUACGUCUCAAACGGAUAUAGAUGCCAAGUCCGAUGCAUCUCAUGAUUCGCUCUUUGAUGGGGACGAUGCCGACGAAUCCAAUCAAGCCACUUCCGGUGCUGCAACAACUUCCAAUGCGAAAGUUUCUACUGGCCAGCGCAGUAUCGUUCCUGUUCCAAAGGGCGCUCCUCCUCUAUUAGACUCGGAACGUUACAAAAUUUUCUCCCCCGACAUUUUGAUGACCGUUGCGAUCGACGGCCAGAUCAUGCUCUGGGACAAGAGGGUUCAUUCACCCGGACAAGGGGUUGGACGAUUAGGUUUGAGCGACAAGACACCGCCCUGGUGCUUAUCUGCUUGCUGGUCUGUCGAUGGAUCGCAAAUAUAUGCUGGAAGGCGGAACGGCGCGGUUGAAGUCUACGACAUGCGACAGAUAGGUCGCACAGGUCCUUUUGGCACUCCACGCCUUUUAAAAACAUUGCGUAACCCUCAAAGCUCAGGAGUAGUUUCUUGUGUGGUUGCACUCCCUGAUAAUAGGCAUAUUGCAUGUGCUUCGAUAGAUAAUAUAAGGUUGUGGAACGUCGCUGAUGCAGUGGAGGCCGAUACCUCCGGUCGAACAAGGAUACAAUUUAAAAUCAUCCCUGGGCAUCACGGGGGAUAUAUCUCACAAAUGGUGGUCGAUCCUGGGGCUAGGUUUCUUGUCAGUUCUAGCAGUAAUCGUGGCUGGCAUGGUGAUUCUACGAAAACAGUGUUUGUGCAUGACAUAAGACAUAUCCAAUGA